Molecule: messenger RNA, 8200 nt
Organism: Acanthaster planci (crown-of-thorns starfish)
Lineage: Eukaryota; Metazoa; Echinodermata; Asteroidea; Valvatida; Acanthasteridae
Biological process (GO): protein ubiquitination; mRNA processing; ubiquitin-dependent protein catabolic process
Cellular component (GO): nucleus
Molecular function (GO): ubiquitin protein ligase activity; zinc ion binding; nucleic acid binding
Source: RefSeq, a predicted model, not a curated record
CGGUGUCUUUCUCGUCAAGGUGUCGUUUUCGAGAAACGUCUGCCAGUUAAUUUCUGAGAAUUUCGACACUUUUCCCUUCACUAUUGGCAGAGGUUGAAGUGGACUUAUUUGCCAAAAAUUAGUUUUGAAGAAUCUACGAGUUCUGACGGACAUGCCACUGAUGCUAGUAUCGCAGUAGACGAGUAAAGCACAUCUCAUGCGGCCACUUUAAAGGUGAAGGAUGUCAUCUGUUCACUACAAGUUCAAAAGCAGCAUUGAAUAUGACACGGUGACCUUCGAUGGACUCCACAUCUCACUAGCAGAUCUAAAAAAGGCCAUUUGCACCCAGAAGAAAAUUACCAGGGCAGAGUUUGAUCUGCAGGUCACCAAUGCACAAACUGGGGAAGAAUAUGUCAACAAUGAUGCCUUGAUACCUAAAAAUGCAUCUGUGGUGAUUGUGAGAGUACCCAUCGGUGGAGUCAGAGCCAACAUCGUUGCGGAGCCACCAAAGAUGGACAGCCAACAGAAACCAGGCGAAGACACCUCUAGAAUGACCAUUGAACAACUCAAGAAGACCUCAGACCUUGCAAAUGCAAAUGCCUCAGAAGAUGACAAAAUUCAGGCAGCCUUGUUCCAAUCAAGUCAUGAGUACGACCCUUCAAAAUAUGAACGGUAUGGUGGAAGAUACGGUAACAACAUGCGUCCUGGCCAGAAUUAUACUUGCCACAGAUGUCAGAAGCCAGGCCACUUCAUCCGUGACUGCCCCAGAGGACCGGAUCCAGCUCGACCAUCCUACACCGUAGCCCGCUUCCCAAGAGUCAGCUCCGGAAUACCUCGGGAGUUUAUGACAACUGUCGACGACCCAACCAUCAAGGGAGCCAAGCUUACAAGCUCGGGCCACUACGCUGUGCCCACAAUCGACCACAAUGCCUACCAGACUAUCAAGAAAGAAAAACAUCCCUUCCUAAAGAGCAACUCGCCCGAGCCAGAGGAGGAGACGAUUGAGAUCCCAGCCCAGCUGCUCUGUCCGCUGUGCAGUAAUCUCAUGACCGACUCAGUGCUCAUCCCCUGCUGUGGGAGCAGUUUCUGUGAUGAGUGCAUCAGAGAUUACCUCCUAGAGACUGAUGAUCACCAGUGCCCUAUAUGCAAGGAAACUGACGUCUCCCCAAACUCACUCUGCCCAAAUAAAGUGCUCCGUCAGACGGCCUUGGACUUUCAGCACGAGACAGGCUUCACCAAGAAGAUAGUGCCCAAGCAAGCCAGGCCCAAGCCGCUUCCCCCAGCACCUGCCCAGCCACCACCUAGCCAGCCUGCUCAGACGGCGGCACCUCCCACCACAAAGCCUUCCACACCCCAGUCCCAAGCCACUUCUUCCUCUAAAUCGUCAGCAGCAACAACGACAUCAGUGACUAGAAAGCCAGAUCAGGUAACCCAGCAAGUCCCAGUCCUCAGUGUUAAAGACAGAAGGACCUAUGAACCAAGAUACAGCCAAUACCCCAGGGCUCCCAGACCAGAAUACCAGCCCAGGCAACAAACAGACCAGCAAGGGCUCAGAUAUCAUGUGGACAAUCGUGGGGGGCCACCUCCAGAGCCCAGAUACCAAGACCAGCCUAGACCCAGAUACCAAGCUCCUCCAACCAGUUACUCAGGCCCACCCCAAAGACACCAUGAUGGACCACCACCCCAUGGAGGCCCUUACCAGGGCCCUCCACAGCAAGGCCCUCCACCUCGUGGUCCCCCACAUCAAGGACCACCUCAGCAAGGCCCUCCAUAUCAAGGUCCUCCACUAAGAGGUCCCCCUCCUGCAAUACCACCUCCACAGCAGAUUCCUCACCAAAGGCCACCACCACCGAGGCCUCCACAACAGGGACCUCCAUUCCAAGGUCCCCCUAUUUCAGGGCCCCCACCCCGUGGCCCACCUCCUCAGCAAGGCCCACCCCCUCCAAGGCCCCCUUACCAAGGUCCACCCCACCAGGAGCCUCCUUACCAAGGACCUCCCCCUCCUCAGAACCGGCCGGCACCCCCACACCAAGGUCUUCCACCACCCCAUCUCACAGGGCCACCACCUCAAGCACCUCGGCCCACUCUUGGCCCACCACCUGGCCCAACUUCUCAGCCGAACUACCAGAGACCCCCUGCACCUCUGCCACCACCUCGAGGCUUACCACCACCUGUCCAGCACCCUCCCCCAAACCAGGGACCAGCACCUCGUGGUCCACUGCCAAACAUGAAUGUAGCUCCUCCUCGUGUGAAUGGUCCACCUGUUGGAGGCGCACCUCCAGCCAGACCACCAGCACAUCCUCUACAAGGGGCUCCUUUAGUUUCUGGACCAACAGUCCCGUCUGCUGUUCCAGCCAAGCCAGCGCCACCAUUCCUACCUGCUGGUCCCGGAAAUAGACCACUGACAGAGGAAGAGUUCUAUGAGGAAAAAAAGAGACUUCAACAAGCUGACAAUAGACAAGUUGCUCCCAAGAGAUUGGACCCUAUGGACGAGUUUGCCAACCAUCUGAUGGAGUAUGAGCGUGACCAGAAGCUUCGGCAGUCCACUUCACGGUCCCGCAGCAGGUCAUCUCGCUCUAGCAGCAGCUCCUGGUCCAGCUCUCUGGGCUCAACCUCAAGAUCUUCCUCUGUCAUCAGUUCGCGGAGCCGAUCCCGUUCCAGAUCCAGAACCAAGGCUAAGCGGCGAUCCAGGUCACGGUCCAGGUCAAGGUCGAGGUCAAGAUCAAGGUCCCGGUCACGACAUCGUGUGUCACACCGCAGAACCCGUUCCCGAUCCUGGGACAAUCGCAGGCCUCUGCCACGCCGAUCCAGGUCACCACGUCGGAGGUCCCGCUCCCCACGCCGAUCCCGCUCUCCUAUUAGGAGGCGGCGGUCACGAUCACGUUCAUUCCCAAGGAUUCGGGCACCUCUCAGACCUAGACCAUUUAUGAGAAGAUCUAGAUCUCGAUCGCCCCCUCGUCCCUACUACCCAGCAACAAGGUCACCUCGGUACAGAGAUCACUCGCCCUAUCCCCGCUAUGAUCCGCGUUAUGAUCAAAGAUACGAUCCUCCACCACCUCCUGCAAUGCAUCCUUACCCGCCACCCCUCAUGCUUCCACCCCAUCCCAGUGAGCCUUAUCCUCGUUAUCCAGAAGAAAGGUUUCCCAGAUUUGAACAGCCCUAUGGUCCAGAAUUUGAUGGCAGGCCUGAAUUCCGACCUGAUUACAGAGCAGAGUUCAGACCUGAUCUUGGUCCAAGACCAGACAUGAGACCAGACAUUAGACCAGACAUUAGACCAGACAUGAGGGAGUCUGGUUACCCUCCUGAACACGAUGAACAAUACGUAUACAGAAACCAGUACCCCAGUGAGUACCCUGACAGGCCCCCUCUCACCCCUGUGGAACCACAUGAUUCACCUCUUGACAGGGAAGCUUGGAGCCGUUCAAAUCGUUCACCUUUCAGGGAGGCUGAAGACAGACCCAACCGAUCCAGUCGAGACCGAGACAGGCACAGGAGAGGUGAUAGAACAAAGUCAAGAGAUAGAGAGGUGCGAGACAAAGACCGCAACAAAGAAAACAUUGAGAAAAGGAAAAGCUUGGAGAAGGAUCAUAGUCGGGAGAGGAGUAGAGAUAGAGAGAAGGUUGACCAGGACAGAAUUGAGGACAGAGACAAAAAAGAAAAGUCCAAAGACAGAGAAAAGGAGAAGGAGAAAAGUAAAAGUAAAGACAAAGAGAAGGGGCGAGAGCGAAAGCAUUCAACUUCCAAGCACAAACGGAAGCACAAGCACAAGGAGGAUAAGUCAGAAGUCUCCAAAGCAGAUAAUAAAAAUGAUAACAAAGAUGAGAAAGUUGCCACUGAAAAGCCUGAAGAGGCAAAAGAGAACACAGACUCUGUCAAAAAAGUGAAAUCCCCUAAGCACAAGAAAACCAAGAAGAACAAGAAAUCAGACUCGGACCCCCAGAAUGUAGCUGGGGAUGGCGAGGGGACCAAGACAUCGAAGGAGAAAAAGAGCAAAGACAAGGAGGAAAAGAAGAAAAAGAAACGCAAGCUUGCCAGUAAAUCUGAAACCAGCACCGAGCAAGCAUCAACCUCAGAAGAACCCAAGGCAAAGAUGGCUAAGAUUGACAGUGAUGGUGAACAGAACAAAGCUUCCAAGAAAGCUUCCAAGAAGGAAGGAAAGAAGAGUAAAAAGUCCAAGACAACAAAAACUGCAGACAGAGAUGUGCAGGCUGAGCAAGAAACAUCCAGCAAGCCAGCAAUCAUUGCCAGUUACUCCAGUACCAGCUCUCCCGGUGGGAGUCCCCUCCAUACAGCAGUGAGCAACACCAGUGCCCAUCCUGUCAAAGAGGAGAUCAAGGAAGAACCCGUUCAAGACCAACGUCAUGUUAUCCAGGUGAGCGCACAGAAAGCAGCAAGUGAUCAGGCCGAUGCUUCAGAGGCCAUCAAAGAAGAAUUACCUGUCCCGCAAGAGCCAACCAAAGUCAAGGAUGAACCAAUGGAAAAGGGAGAGGCUCUACCAGAUAGUGAAACAGUGGAAAUGAAAAUAAAAACGGAAAAUUCCAGCCCCGUAAAAACUGCCGACAACAUCCCUGUUAGUGAUAGUAAAAUCAACAUUCCUACAUUGGAAAAGAGUUUGAGCACGCAGUCAGAGAGUGCAAACAGUGACUUGAUUACUGUUGCAGUACCUGUCUCACGGUGGGAUAAAGAUGAGUAUGAGUCAGAACCCUCGCCUGGACCCUCUGCUGCUCCAUCGCCAAAGACACUCCUUGACAUGGAGCACAGUGAAGAGAACUUCGAGCCUGAUUAUGAAGAGGAGCUUGAGGUAGACAAGGAAGAUGCUAAAACCAGUGAGAAGAAACCAGAAAGCCUGACUGAGGAUAAGAAAGCUCCUGCAAAAGAGAGAAGGUCCAGCUCAAGCAAAGACAGGAGUGGAAGUCCUGAGAAGAGAGAUAAGGAGCUUAAGGAGAACAAAGCAAAUCCACCAAAGAAACGAAGGAUCAGUCCCAUAAGAGCCCCAAGCCCAAGAGCAAAGGAAAGAAAGCACAGUCCUGCACCAGUUAAGAAGAAGAGCCCAUUGAGAGAGCGCAAGAGCAGCCCCCAUCAAGACAGACGAAGCAGUCCUGGACGGGACAGACGUACCAGCCCGCUGAGGGACAGGCGGCGCUCACCUAACCGGGGAAGCAGACCCAGUCCGUCAAGAACAAGGAGGCCUAGUCCCACAAGAGUUGUCCAGGGUCGUGAUCGAAGUCCUGCCCACAGGGAGAGAAGACCAAGCCCGAUUAGAGAAAGAAGACAGAUUAGCCCCAUCAGAGAAAGAAGGUCCAGCCCCAGCAGAGGAAGACAUGCCAGCCUUCCUCGAGAACGACGGAGCAGCCCCCCCAGGGAGAGACGCCAUAGUCCCAUCCGGGAGAGAAGACUUAGUCCUGCCAGGGAAAUGCACAACAGGGACAGACGGAUCAUUAGCCCCAAGCGAGAACGAAUCAGGAGCCCUGUCAGAGAUCGUAGGAGCAGUCCUGUCCGGGAGCGACACCCUAGCCCUCGUCGGUCCAGCCCACCCAGGGAGAGGAAGCCAAGCCCUGAGCGACGACAGCGGCGGGUCAGCCCCACCAAAGAGAAACAGGAGUCGAAGAAGCGCAAGAGCAGGAGCCCAAGUCGCAGCACCAGUCCCAGCAGCAGCAGCAGCAGUAGUGAGGAGGAGGAAGAUAGCUCCAGCAGUUCCAGCGAGGAGAGCAGUCCCAGCCGCAGCCCCAGCAAGGAGAGAAGCUCCAAGAAGAAGCGUACCAAACGACGCCACAAGAAGCAUCACAAGAAGCACAAGAAGACCAGCAAAAAAGCCAAGAAGAACUCCACCUCUCAUAAGCACAAGCACAAAAAGCCCAAAAAGAAGAAGAGCAGGCACAAGGACUAAAGACCAGCUGCCAAUUUUACAAACGUUUGCACCAAUGUUACAAAACUGAGCUAAGUUUGCACUACUCUUGAGCCUUGUUCCACCAAAUUGUGGCAUACUUGUGCAAUAUACGUACAGUCAGUUUCGCGAAAAGUUGCGUCCCUGCGCAAUGUUUUGAUUAUAUGAAACUUUUUGGAUGAGGACGAUCACGGCUUAUACGACAGCUGUAUCUUUAGACAGGAUUUAAAUUAACCCUUCAAUUUUGAAAAUGUUUUCGUCUUAUCUUUGCUGGAACUGAGCAGAAAAUCUCAAAGUUCCCUCACAGCCAACAGGUUUGUCAUUACUUCAAGAAAACAAGCAAAGUAGUACAUUUUCCAUAUAAACCUUGUUAAAUCAAGCAGUGAUUAGCCCUAACCAAACUUGGUUAGUCAAAUGGUCAUUCUUGAUUGUUUAGCACAACUUACGCUCCCUAAAAUGAUUGUGUGAGUUACACAAUAAUGUUUUUAAUUUUCAUAAAAAUACUUUUGAUGUGUUUCACGUCCACAGCAUGCUUAGGAAUUGUGGUGCAAUCGAAGCUAUGCUAUUGCGUAAAGUUUCAUAAAAUCCGCUGCAGUUUAUGCAACCAAAAUGUGAACUUGGAACACGUUUCACAAAGUAAUUGCCACUACAUAUUCAGCUACAUAUGCACCACCAGGAUUUUUUUUGUAAUGGCAUUGUGUGAUAUAUGUAGUGUAGUUCCUGCAUGCACUUCCGAAUAUAUUUUCAUAGGACAACAUCUUCCUGCACUUUAUGGACAUCUGAAAUCGAGAACUAGACUCAAGUAUUUGGGCGGCCAUUCUAAAUUCUAGUACAGUUGUUUUCUCAGACAGCAGGCUUUUGUCCCUCUCACAGACAAAAACAUCUUCAGUAUAGGAGGGCUUCUCUUUAUUCAGCUACAGAGAUACUUUACGUGUGACUGAAAGUAUGUUUCUUAAAAAAAAAACCCAAUAUUUAUCAGUUGCAGGGAGAGCAUAAUCCUCCACUUUUGUAGUAUGUAAGAGUGGCUCGUUUGUGAGAGUUUACAGAAAUACAUGAACAUCAUUUCCUUUGUAUUUUGUCGCAAUCUUCAGGAAGUGUUAAAUAUGCAUGUACUCUUUGGGUACAUGAAGUGAAAAGGACACAUUGAAUCAUUUAGGUUUCACAAAAGCAAAAAUAUCCUGAAUACACACGCAGUAUUUAUGCAUGAGUUCACGGACCUGUAUGUUGUCUCUGAGAAGGUUUGAUAAUCAAUGGAAUUGAUUUCCUCAUGACUGUUCUUCUUUUUGUUUGGCUUGUGGGUCGUAUUUAACCAUGAGAAACUGGUGAACGAGGAAUUGUUUAAUAUUUACCAUCAAGUAAAAUAAUUGACGUUCGGAAGGAACUGAAUUGAAAUAUUGGGAAAGCAAAAGAAACUGCAAUCAGCUGGGUUUGAUCUUCCCCUAAAGCGUGCAGUGUACUUUAAAGUAAGAUGAAAAGUGAUCCUGGAAUACUGUGGCAUGGUUUGAACAUGUGCCGUGACCUCAAAAUGAAAUGCCUGUCGGCUCUACAACCAAAAAGAAAAAGAUAUUUUGCUUUCAUUUUGUUUUUUUCCAAACUGAUUAUUGUACUUUUAGCCCAUGGUGUAUAAAAAAAUUGUACUUUUGAAAUAUGAUUUGGGUCUGUUGGGGUUACAGAUACAUAUAUGUGGAGCGGGUGUUAAGUUGAACUUGGUUCUGUGAUUACUGUAGUCACCUUAAUUUUUGCAUUGAUAAUUUGUGCAAGUGCAUUAUUGUUAGAGGGAAGACGCCUGCAGAUCUUGGGUGAUCAUGGCAGCUUUGUUUUUGGAAAGAUGCUGUGGUCUUGGUGUUUCCCAAUUGACUUUCUGUGUGUGAGGAUCUUUCUGCGCAUGGCGCCAACAACUCACUACCUGAAGGUUCCUACCGAACAAGUAGUCACAUUCUUCAAGUGUAAAAUGCAACAAGUCUGAAGAAAUUUCAUUUCAUAGUUUCAUGUUCAUUCUCUUUAAUUUUAGGGGUUUUGUCCCAAGACUUUUGUGGAAGAUGUUUUUGUAAAGGCGAGGCUUUAUGCCUGAAAUUUGUCAUCAGCAGGAAGUCUAACAAUCACAACUUCCAUUUUGUUUUAUAGUAAAUCCAUGCUGCUGUGUUUUACACAGUGCAUUCCUUUAAUAUUGUUGAAAUUGAGCCAUUCUUUACGUCAAGAAAAUCAUGCAAGGCAUGAAGUACUAUUAUUUUAUGUUCUUGUACUAUUUAAGUAAUUAUGUUGUACCAUACAAUAUUUUGUUUUCUUGUAUAAAGUAUGAAAAAGAAAAUUGUGAAUAAAAAAUUAUUGCAACUGAAA